Molecule: messenger RNA, 1317 nt
Organism: Gilbertella persicaria
Lineage: Eukaryota; Fungi; Mucoromycota; Mucoromycetes; Mucorales; Choanephoraceae
Exons: 4
Coding region: 220-1029 (269 amino acids)
Source: RefSeq, a predicted model, not a curated record
CCCAAUUCUUUAUUUAAUUUGCCUUUCUUCUUAUUAUUAUCACAAUAAAAUGACAGUUUGUAUACCCACACAAGACGGCAUUCCUUACAUACAAUGGAUAAAUGCAAGUAUUUCAAAAGUUAUUUGAUGUAUACUGACCUUUUUUUUUAACAGUAUAUAUUUGGUGAUUGUGUUUAUGGCACACAAGAUGCAAUCAGUUUAUUAUUAGGCUAUGCUUCUAUGUUAUUCUGGUUCAAUGCUCAAUUACCACAACUGAUAGAAAACUAUAAAAUGGGAUCAGCAGAAUGUCUUAGUUUAAAUUUUCUGUCUAUCUGGUUAGCAGGAGACACAGCCAACCUGAUAGGUUCUAUCUUAACACAUCAACUUCCAUUUCAAAUCUACCUUGGUGUUUAUUUUGUCACCAUUGAUAUCUGCCUAUUAUCGCAAUGGAUCUAUUACAACAAAUUCAAAUCACAACAGCAGGAAGAUUAUCUUAUUAUACCUACAACUAUCCCUCAAGAUGAUCUUCAGAACAAACCUUCUUUAUUCCAACAUCCAGCACAAACACCAGUGAAUAUUCAUAAUCCACCUUUAAUUAUAGACGAAUUGACUCCCUUUUCUUCUUCUGCUUCUCCUUCUAAAUGGUACACACUCUCACCUUCAAAAGAAAGCUCACAGAAACUAAUGGCCAUACUAUUGUUUACUACUACUGCUACUUUAUUACCCACAUCUUCUACAGAUCAAUUGACUACAUUUGAUCCUAUUAUUCUAUCCCAACAAGACAGUGCCCUCUGGGUUGGUCGCUUCUUUGCUUGGACAUGCACUUCUUUAUAUUUGAUGUCCCGUAUUCCCCAGUUACUCAAGAACUAUCGCCGUCAAUCUGUUGAAGGAUUGUCUGCAUCUUUAUUUAUAUUCGCUGUAUGCGACUCUUUAAUAGAAGCCCUUCCUUACUUGAUUGGUAGUGCAGGCACUCUCACGUUUGAUUUCUCUAUUUUUUGUCAAUUCUUGUAUUAUAGAAAUCGACCGCUUAAUAAAGAUUCACUGGUCUAAAAAAAAACUGUGUGUAACAUUAGGAUAAGCUAGUUAGGCUGAUAACACUAUGUGUUCUCACAAGUGUCUUUCUGCUAGUCUUACUUCCUAGUUACUAUACUUCAUCUCAGGUCAAGACAGCAAGUGAUGCCACUUCAGAUGAAAACAUCUUUCUCGACCUCGAUCAAACAAAAUCCACCUUAUUUACACUAAACACCACAUGGGAUAAAGAACAUAACCCCUGGAUACUCAACCAGUCAAUAUUCAACACAACCAACCAUUUUCUCGAUAAACUGACCUCUUAUACAC